GGGGGCCAUGUCAUGCAGAGGCCUUGAGUAUUGUGAAUGGAGAGAAUUUUGUUAAAAGGCAAUUAUUUGAUCUUUCAUGUGAGCUGAUGUGGUGUGGGCUUCCUUCUGGUCAAUUGUAACCCAUUCAUGUUUGUUACAACAGUUAGAAUACGACCAGAUUAAACAUUUGCUUAUUAUGGCAGGCUUUUUGUAUGCCAGGUACCUUUACCCUUUCAAAUCUUGGAAUGUUUGGUGUGGAUCGCUUUGAUGCCAUUUUACCACCAGGAACUGGUGCAAUCAUGGCUGUUGGAGCAUCUCAGCCCUCUGUAGUUGCUACAAAGGACGGUCGGAUUGGCAUGAGAAGUCAGAUGCAGGUAAAUGUUACGGCAGAUCAUCGCGUCAUAUACGGUUCCAAUCUAGCUUCAUUCUUGCAAUCUCUGGCUCAGAUAAUCGAGGACCCUAAAGAUCUUACCCUUUAG
This is a messenger RNA of Ilex paraguariensis (yerba mate), 458 nucleotides long. The record is from the annotation of a GenBank genome assembly. Lineage: Eukaryota; Viridiplantae; Streptophyta; Magnoliopsida; Aquifoliales; Aquifoliaceae.